Messenger RNA from Caenorhabditis bovis, 1134 nucleotides. The record is from the annotation of a GenBank genome assembly. Lineage: Eukaryota; Metazoa; Nematoda; Chromadorea; Rhabditida; Rhabditidae.
AUGCAAGCAUUAAUACUACUUAAGGAAAGUGCUACUUGUCCGCUAUGUCGUCAAACGUAUGAGCGUCUCGUAACCGUUUUCAGAUUGAAGAAUGGUAUCAAGAUUGGCUCAGAAGAGUGGCCUUCACCAAAUUUAAAUAUGAUAAGCAGAAUUCGAGACUUCCUUACAUUUGCAUGUGCUAAGUGCUUCCGAUUGUAUGGAAUGAAUUACAAAAAUGAUUUGCGUUGCAACGAUUGCGGAUAUUGGUUUCACAAAAAGUGCAUUGCAAAGGAGGAGUACACAUCGUCAAACGUUUUUCGUUGUUCACCGUGUAUGGCUUUGCGCAAGCAGAACGUUUGUCGAAAGUGUCUCAAAAUCACAGAAAAAGACGAGGAGACAUUACUAUCGUGUCAAAAAUGCGGCAAGAGACGACAUAUUGAUUGCAUUAGUCUUCCGUUUGAAACUUUGAUGCCCCAUUACAUCUGCAAAUCGUGCAAAAACUCAGACUUGAUUGAUACAUCGGAUCCUAGUUUCGAAAUUGAGAAUUACGUCGAAGAAGAUGAUUUGAGAUAUGAGAUUGAGCACUCAAUCAAAUCUCAACACGCAAUGGCUCAGCCACCAUCUUCGCCCGAAAAUAAUAAUCCCCGUUCUCCGUUUAACGAAAAUGUCACCAAUUCCACACCGUCUGUGAACGUUGUUCAUCAUGACGAUCAUAUAAUAUCGGAGAAAGAACAAGAAAAAAGAAUCAAAAUGACUGAAAAAAUUGCGACAGCAAUGAAAAAUCGAAAUAAAAGCAAAAAACCGCCGCCAGAUUUCACUGUCUUAGACAACAUCCGUGGUCCUUCGUUUUUGAUGUUUCCCGUCACUGGUAUUCCAACUGUCGCACAUGCGAAAAUUUAUCGUCUCGGAUUGUACACUCAUAAAAGUGUGCUCGACCGCGACAAAAAGUUGGGGGAAAUCGAGACAAAGAAACUGAUAAAUGAUCAUUACGUUUGUCUUGCGAAGGCUAAGGCACGUCGUGAACAAGAAGAGCGCAGAAACUACGAACGUCUUGGAAAUGUUAUUUUCGACAAGCCAGAAAAUGCACUUUUCUCAAUUCGAGAGAUUGAAAAGAUUGCUGAUGACUUUUUCAGUUUCAAAUUCAAAAUCGGGUAA